Anopheles arabiensis is the source of this 17992-nucleotide messenger RNA. Its product is annotated as midasin. The transcript has 7 exons. Gene Ontology annotation, biological process: ribosomal large subunit assembly; rRNA processing. The coding region runs from base 157 to 17868 and encodes 5903 amino acids. Gene Ontology annotation, molecular function: ATP hydrolysis activity; ATP binding. Gene Ontology annotation, cellular component: nucleus; preribosome, large subunit precursor. The record is from RefSeq and is a predicted model, not a curated record. NCBI's taxonomy places the organism in Eukaryota, Metazoa, Arthropoda, Insecta, Diptera, Culicidae.
GUGCGGUGCGGUUUUUGACAAGAAGCACAUGUUUCGGUCUCAGUAGCGGUCGGCGAAGUUGUGCAGUGUGCUCGCAGUUCCAAAACUACAGCCUUUUUUCCACUUUCGCAGUAUUUUCAGUGUAUUUCGUUGUGUUGGGUAAAUUGUUUAGACACGAUGGAGAUUGAUUGCGAUAAGGUUUUGCACCAUGUGAGGGAUUUGCGGGAGAAAAUGCAGUGCAAGGAGUUGGACCCAUUUUCUAGGUUAAGGAAGCUGAAUUCCAUACAAAUGGACGAUAUCUGUGCCGUGCUGGGUGAUUUGUUAGAAAAUCCACGCUACACAGAGGAAAUCGGCCGUCGGUUCCGCAGCAUACUGUUGCUGAUCGUCACGAACGUGUUCGAACGGGAAGAAGAUGCGAAUGGCGUGAAGAAAACAUCGACGCAAGAAGCAGGCCACCAUAUAUACCGUAGGAAAUGCAUUGCCCUGUCGAAGUUGAUAUUGCUCUGUCCGGAUGUGCUGAGGUAUUCGACGCAAUUUUUCCGUAAAAAUCCAUCCCCAUUCGUUCGCGAUGUGGAUGAUAGUGAUUACAAACCGAAGGAGAAGCAACGCAAACAGCAGCAACAAAAGACCAAUCAACCGCAAGACACGAGCUUGGAGGUGAUACAGGCAUGCUACAGAUAUUUGAUGGCGGAUCGAGUUUACUAUGGUGCGGCAUGGAAUUGGUCGGAAUUUUUCGAACAGUACGAGAGCAAAGAUUGUCCUCGAAAAAGGUACUACCUCAACCGAAUAAUGGCGAUGGUGGCCGGCAUGUCCCAGACCGAACUGAACACACUGGACGAUGGAAUACCGGUGGAGGUGAUGCUGGAGGAGAGUGAUCGCAUGAACGAGUCCAUCUAUUGCCAGAUUGAAGAGAGCAACGAAACGGACGAUUCUGCCAGCAGUGCGGGUAAAAUUGUUUGGCAGUACGAGAGCAAUGUCGUGACCAAUGUGGGCGAUGUUUUGCUGCCCAUUUUCGAUAAAGAUAAUGUUCAGUUUUACCAACGCAUGGCAGAGUCCGAGUCCGAGCUGGUGGUUAGUGUGAAUUCUACGAAGCUUAAUCUACGCAAUCUUGCCCUCGGUGUGUCAUCGGGCAAAGCCAUCUGCCUGUCGGGACCGGUCGGAAGUGGUAAGACAUCGCUGGUAGAGUAUCUUGCCAAAGCCACCGGAAGAAUAGCCCCGAAAGGUGUCGAGCGGCGUAAACGGCAGGCGCUAAAGGAAGAGCUGUCUAAAAAGCGUAAGCAUAGCAACGGUUCCAAGGAGGCCGAGCUGGACGGCAAUGGAACAAUCGAGGUCGAUGUUGAGACACUGAAGAAAGAGGCACCAAAAAGUGGAUUCCUCCGUGUUCAGCUUGGCGAUCAGACGGACAGUAAAACCCUGCUCGGUCAGUACCGCUGCACAGAUACGCCGGGCGAGUUUGUGUGGCAACCGGGCGUACUUACGCAGGCCGUUAUGUAUGGGUAUUGGUUGCUGUUGGAGGAUCUAGAUUCCGCCACCCAGGACGUGUGCACUGUGCUGACGAAUUUGCUCGAGAACGGGUACCUAAGCGUGCCUGGAUUCCGUGACUGUCUGCACGUGAUGCCCGGCUUUCAGCUGUUCGUCACGUUGCGCUCCGGCGCUAAAUCGAACGCAUCGCAGGCUCACAGCAACACGUACAGUUUGCUGGAGAAAUACCUUUGCACCGUUACGAUAGUGCCACUGUCGAGGAAGGAGCUGUGCGAUAUCAUAUGCAUUCACUACCCGAAGCUACGCACGGUGGCAACGCGAAUUGUGGACAUUUAUCUGACGUUUUCCAGCGGCUGCCAUUCGGAUGAUGAUAAUCAGAACUUCACCGCAGAACAGUUGGCGUUGCUGGAGCAGCCCCAUCUGCAAGGGGGCGGCGAACUGGACCAAGCCAUUGGAGGGGACGACGCAUUACCCCGUUUCCAGCAGGAGCAUAGCGAAAAGCUAGCUGUAAUGCAUUUUUCGUCCGGAUCCAACCGUCGCCUAGUGUCGACGCGCGAUCUGAUUAAGCUUUGUCGUCGAUCGGAUCCGUCGUUUUCUGCGACCAGUGCCGAGUGCGCCUACUUUGUGUUUCAGAACGCGGUCGAUCUGUUCUGCUCGCACGUGCCGCAUGGUCCGGUUCGGACGAAGCUCGUCAAAGGAAUCGGUGGGAAAAUUGGUAUCCUUCCGAGCCGUUGCGAUCAUCUCUGCGAAGAGUACAAGCCGGCGGUUGAGGUGAGCGUAGGCAGUGAAAUUCGUGUCGGAAGAGUCGUGCUGAAGCGCUCGCUACCGGCUGAAGCAAACGAUGAAAACAAUGCCGAUGCGUCGGAUCAGUUUGAGCAUGACUUCCUCAACAAGCGCCAGAAGCUUGAUCGCAAUGCAUCGUCGCGGGUGAAAACGAUGCAACACCGUGCGGGAUAUAACGAGCCGGCACCGACCUUUUCCUUCACGCGACCGGCGGCAUGUCUGCUGGAACGGAUUGCCGUGGCCGUGUCACAGAACGAACCGAUACUGCUGGUGGGUGAAACGGGCGUGGGUAAGACGAGCUCGGUACAGUAUCUGGCCUACCAAACGCACCACAAGCUGGUGGUGGUGAAUAUGAACAAUCAGUCCGAUGUGUCGGAUCUGGUGGGCGGAUACAAGCCGGUCGAUCUGGGCUUUGUGGUGACACCGUUGCGCUACGAGUUUGAAAGCUUAUUCCGGCGUUCCUUUAACGCGCAGAAGAACGAAAAGUUUCUUUCGAACGUGGCCAUGUGCUAUGGCAGCGGAGAGUAUGAUGUGCUCGUGAAGCUGAUGCUGAAAAUAGCGGAAAAAGCAUCGCUGAAGAAGGCAGUGCAGGGCGGCAGCCAGAAGCAGACCGUUGCGAUGGACAGGAAAGAGGAAAAUGUGCGCGAAAAAUGGAACAUCUUGCAGGGAAAGCUACGAAAGUUGGAUGCACAGUUGAAGAAUUCGAUCAACGUAUCGUUCGCCUUUAUACCCGGCUCGUUGGUGAGCUGCAUACGGAACGGGGACUGGGUGUUGCUGGAUGAGAUUAAUCUUGCCUCAACGGAAACGCUCGAGUGUCUGUCGACGAUCCUCGAGCCGGAUGGAUCGAUCGUACUGCUCGAGCGGGGAGACUACACGCCCGUGAAGCGACACCCGAACUUUCGCAUUUUCGCCUGCAUGAAUCCCAGCACGGACGUGGGCAAGAAGGACCUGCCAGUGGGCAUUCGGAACCGCUUCACCGAAUACUACGUGGACGAGCUGUUGGCCGAGAACGAUUUGCUCAUUCUCGUGAACGAUUACCUUUCCUCGACGGGCAUACAGAAGGGACGCAUCAUGAACACGGUGAAGCUCUACCGGCGGCUGCGUGCGAUGGCACAGCUGGAGCUGAACGAUGGUCUCGGUAAUAGGCCCGUGUUUUCGCUGCGUACACUGUGCCGUGCGCUCUCGAUCAGUGGGAAGAAUCUGUGUGGUUCGAUCGAACGCAACCUGUACGAAGCGUUCUGUAUCAGUUUCCUCACCCAGCUGGACCUGAAAUCGCACGCCACCGUACUGGCGUACAUUCGGCAGACGCUUUUACCGAAGGAUAGUACCGGAGUGGUGCUGAAAAAACUUGCACCAAUACCGCGCCCGAAGGAGAAUGCGGAGAAACAGCUCGAUUUCGAAGGCUACUGGAUUGAGCAGGGUCCCCGAGAGGUACAGGAGUGCACGAGCUACAUCCUGACGGACAGUGUGCGUGACAAUCUGCGCGAUCUGGCACGAAUCAUCUCGAUCGGAAGGCUGCCGGUGCUGCUGCAAGGCCCAACGUCCGCCGGUAAAACGAGCUUGAUCGAGUACAUUGCAAAACGGAGCGGUAACGUGUGCCUUCGAAUCAAUAAUCACGAGCAUACGGAUCUGCAGGAGUACAUCGGUACGUACGUGGCCGACGUGACCGGCAAGCUAACGUUCAAGGAGGGUGUGCUGGUGGAGGCAAUGCGCAACGGAUACUGGAUCAUUCUGGAUGAGCUUAAUCUCGCACCAAGCGACAUCCUGGAAGCGCUGAACCGCGUGCUGGACGAUAAUCGCGAGCUGUUCAUCCCAGAGACGCAGGUGGUGGUGAAGGCGCAUCCUAACUUUAUGCUCUUUGCCACACAAAACCCGCCCGGGUUGUACGGUGGCCGUAAGAUGCUUUCGCGUGCGUUCAAAAAUCGCUUCAUCGAGCUGCACUUCUCGGACAUUCCUAAACCGGAGCUGGAGGUAAUUCUGGAGAAGCGCUGUCGCAUACCAAGAUCUUAUGCCGUGAAAAUGGUGAAGGUAAUGUCGGACCUGCAGCUAAACCGCCGUAGCACAACGUCCAAGCAGAACUUUACGCUGCGCGAUCUGUUCCGCUGGGGCAACCGUUACACGUACGCCGAUCCAACGCUGCUCGAUGAAAGAGGCUACGAUUGGAACCAACACCUUAUCGACGAAGGCUAUCUGGUGCUUUCAUCGAAGGUACGCAGCUCGUACGAGACGGAGAUCAUCCGUGAAGCACUCUUCACCCACUUCCGAAAGCGGGUCGAGGAAGACGCUCUGUUUAGGCUGUCCAAGCAAACGUCGAAAGUAACGCGCUUUAUUUUGGAGCGAUUGCACGAGCCCGCUCACCUGGAGGAAAACCGACCUGGUACGGAAGGAAUCGUGUGGACGUUUGACAUGCGUCGAAUGGCGGUACUGACGGCAAAAGCGUUGCAGUUUAACGAGCCAGUCCUGCUCGUCGGUCCAACUGGGUGUGGAAAAACGACCGUCUGCCAGCUGUUGGCAUCGUUGCAGUGUAGAACACUCCGCAUUCUAAACUGCCACAUGCAUACGGAGGGAGCCGACUUUCUGGGAGGGUUGCGUCCGUAUCGGUCCGAUCAGAGCGAUGCGGCGGAUGAGGAUGGCGUGCAGCCGGCCGGGCAGAAGAAACAUCAGCUGUUCGAAUGGUCCGAUGGUCCCCUGGUACAAUCCAUGCAGGAGGGAGGCUUUUUCCUUGCCGAUGAAAUUUCGCUCGCAGAAGAUUCCGUGCUGGAGCGCUUGAACUGUGUGCUAGAACCCGAGCGCACACUGCUACUGGCAGAGAAGGGCGGCGUAGCAACGGGUGCCAUUGCGGACGGUACAACGCCAGAGGGUAAGCAGACCAACGAUGGGUUUGUAAUUACGGCAACGAAAGGGUUCCAGUUUCUGGCUACGAUGAACCCUGGUGGUGACUUCGGAAAGAAGGAACUCUCACCCGCCCUGCGUAACCGACUGACGGAGAUUUGGUGCCGGGCAACGGAUUCGGAGGAUGAUUUGACGCGCAUAGCCGAGAACACACUGCGUCGCCUGGUGAUGGCGAGCAGUGUGGCGUUCCCAGUCGCAAGCGAAUCAAUGACACCGAUCGCACGCGUGAUCGUGAAAGAGGUGCAACAGUUGAAGCAAUCGAUCGAAAAGCUCAACUUCAGCAUUCGUGACGUGCUGGCGUGGGUUGGAUUCGUUGCAAAGAAUGCUGGUCGGGUGGGACUACCGGAGGCUCUGAUUUAUGGCCUGGAAACGGUGUUCCUUGACUCGCUGGAAAUGCUGCCAUACGAGACGUACGAUGAAAUUGUGUCCAUCCGACGGCAGAUGCGACGCGCGUUGAUGGCGCUUAUGAAGGAGUUGCUUCAGUGGGACGGCAAGAUAAACAUGGUGGACUAUGAUCAGCAGGCGACAAGUUCGGGUGGGCUUUCUGUGAUCACCGCAACGGAAAGCCGCUUCGGUAUUCAUCCGUUUUACAUCGAGCUGGACCCAAGCGAGCAUCAAUCCAAUCGGCGCAGUACGGAGUUCAUGUUCACCGCGCCUACCACGCAGCGCAAUCUGUUCCGCUUGCUGUCUGCGCUGAGUCUCGAUAAAGCCAUUUUGCUGGAAGGUCCCCCAGGAGUGGGUAAAACGUCGCUAGUGGAAAGUCUUGCCCGAGAGAUUGGCUACGAUGUCGUGCGUAUCAAUCUGUGCGAGCAUACGGAUCUGGCCGAUCUGUUCGGUACCGAUCUGCCCGCGGACGAUAGAUCGCUCGAGGUAUCGGAAGGUGCGGAAGGCGACAGCAACUCCCGACCGACGCUGGGUUCGUUUGUGUGGCGCGAUGGACCAUUGCUAGCUGCAUUGAAGGCGCAGCGCAACACCUGGAUACUGCUGGACGAGCUGAACCUGGCUCCGCAAAGUGUGCUGGAAGGGUUGAACGCCAUCCUAGAUCAUCGUGGCGAGGUGUACAUUGCGGAGCUGAACAAAACGUUCCAUCUGGGCAAGCGGACACGCAUCUUUGCGGCACAGAAUCCACUCCGCCAAGGUGGAGGUCGUAAGGGUUUGCCGCAAUCUUUCCUAAACCGUUUCACGAAGGUGUAUCUGAGAAAACUCGAACGUCGGGAUCUGCUACACGUCGUUGAGGGCAAAUAUAAGCAGCAGUUCAAUGCGCUUGGUCAGCGGUUGAUGGAAUGUGAAGGAUCGGAUAAGGUCUUGCAAUCGUCGGCCGUCAGUUACUUCGAGCAGCGGACCCCGGACCACAACGAAGGAUUAAAGUUUGACCUUGCGGAGCGGAUGGUUCUGUUCUCGGAACGUUUGGAAACCGGAUUGACGAACUUGGAAUUCGGCUACAAAGGUGGUCCAUUCGAGGCAAAUCUUCGUGAUAUCCUUCGCUGGUGCGAGCUGUUCUUCAGUGAGCGCUGUGGAUUUGUAGUGCCACAGCAUGGGCAGGACUUGAGUGGAAGCUUGAAACAUCAGCUGCUGGUAGUACUGUUCGAAAAGAUGAAACUAGUGUACUACCAGAGGAUGCGGGCAGAAUUAGACAAACGCUACAUUGUGACCGCAUUUUCGGAUAUUUUCCAUUGCGAUGGGGAUGAGCUGGAGCGGAUAUCACAAGACAUUGGCCUUUACUGGACGGAUGAUAAGCUGUAUCUCGCCGACAUUGUGCUGCAGAAGGGUGCGGCAAUGGAAGAUGCAGGAGAGCUUCCUUUGGUUGCGGUCAAACAGCAAUCGACAACGGCGGCUGGUGGUACAUCUACGCUGGUACUUGCCAGUCAGCUGGAGCUGCUGAAGAGUGUAGCAGAGUGUGUGCAGCUGGAGAAACCGAUCAUCCUGUGUGGUCCGAGUGAUUGUGGUAAAACGAAGCUGAUCGCUUUGCAUUCUACGCUGGCCGAUACGCUCUAUCAGGUGGACACGAUCGACGACACGGUGACGGGAAGUUUUCAGCAGUUUGAUUUCAAUCGUCAUCUGGAGGAUAUGGCCACACUUGUGGAGGGUACGUUGAGGAAGAGAGUGCGUGAAUUGCUGCUGCAGGAGCGUACUGCUGGGCUGACAAAGGGAGGGGCUGUCUUAACGCUGCUAGAAUGCUGGGAGAAGUACGAGAAGCUGAGUGAAGGAGCUGCCGCAUUCACUGGGAACAUUACCAGCCCGCUGCAAACUGGGGAGAUGGUAUUGUUUCGCAAGCGUUUAAGUGCACUCCAGAAUGCCAUCAGUGUGCUCGGUCAGCACGGAGGAUCGAACGUUCCAAUCAAUCGUCUCGGCGGUAUGUCGAAAGUGCUGGAAAAGUUGGAGUAUCUCUCCCGCCAGGUUCAAACGCUCAAUACAGGCGGCCAUUUCGAGUGGGUUGAUUCGAAGGUGGUGAAAUGUCUUCGCACCGGACAACACAUUUGCCUGGAGCAUGUAAACCUGUGCUCGUCCGCCGUGCUCGAUCGGUUGAAUCCCGUGUUUGAGCCAAACGGUACGUUGAUGAUAUCGGAGAAAGGUACCAUCAAGACGGACGCUGCCGGAGAUGACGAAAUGGCAACGGAGGUGGUUCAGCGGCAUCACAACUUCCAAGCGUUCCUCACCUUGGAUCCGAAGAAUGGAGAAAUCUCGCGUGCGAUGAGAAAUCGUUGCAUUGAGCUGGCAUUCGCUAGCCGGGAUGUGUACGAAGAGGACGAUUUGAGACGGCUGGUGUUUGCUAGCGGUAUCUACGAACCCUAUCUAAUUGAGGCUUGUCUGUUGAUCCACAAGGAGCUACGAGGCAGCUCCGGCCAGGCCGAGCAGUUCAGUCCAUUCGGAGUGGCACAUCUGGUGCGUUUCGCUCAGCUGCUGACGCAGAAUCUGCAGAAGCAGGGUAUGCAACGGAGCGCUGACUGUCUGAAGCUGAGUGCGAUGGACGUGUACGUACGCACUUCAAAUGUGGAUCUUCUCGGGUUUGGAUUGGACUUCUAUCGGAACGCGCUAAAGGAAACGAUCGAGAGGGUGAUCGAAUCGGUUGUGGUGAGAAGAAGCACGGUGCGGUUUGAAAAUGUUACCCUUUCUGCCGGAGGUCUCACGAAGCUGGCCCGCAUUAAGCUGCAAGCCGAACCGUUCCUGGCACUGCUUCGUGGUUUCGCGGAAGGUCUGGAUGGUGUGCGUGUGUUGGCGGACAUAUCGAAUCGCUUCGCGUCUAUUGGAGCAGAGAAGAUAGACAAAGGAUCGUUAAAGUUCCUGCUUUACUUUUUGUACGAAAUCAGCACUGGUGCUGAUAUUGAAAUGCGAGCAGCCUAUCUAAGAAGAGCGAUCGGCGAAGCAGUUCAAAUGAAAAAGGACUCAAUAGAACAGAAGAACUCUACACGUCCAAUCGGCAAUGGAAAUAGCAUACAAGUGGACAUAACUGGAAUGGAUGAGGAAGUUGAGGAAGGAAAACGCAAACGAAUUUGGGACGCAGCACCAUCUGGUAUUAAAUUUACACCUCAGGCAACGGGUCCAGAGCGCGAAAUCAACUGUAAAAGCGAGCCUAAAGAAAAUGGCGGCAAUUCAUCGAGGGAAAAGCUGACAAUGGACAAGGUGCUGAAUUUAGUCGUGGAGUUGAAUGAAAUUCUAUGUGGAAUAGUGCAGCAGAUACCGCAAGCAGCAGCAGCAGCAUCAGCAACGACGGAAGAUUUACCCUGGAAUCGUAAUCUAUUCCCAAGACUGCGCGAUUAUCUGGCAGCUAGCAGCGAGCUGGACCCGCGGAUGAUUAGCAGCGAGCUCCUGCUCAAUACAAUCCUUUCGCCAGUCGUCAUAGACUCGGUUACAAAGCUAAGCCAGAUCGAUCUACUGUCCUACUCGAAGGCCGUCCACGAUAAGCUGAUCAACGAUGGAAUUGGUAAUGGACUGUUGCUCAUGUUGUACGAUUUUCUUACCAACUAUCGCACGAUGGUUGUGAAAACGUUGCACGACACGCCGAUGAGUGACGAGCUGUACGUUCGAUUGAUCCUGUCCAAUCAAUGGUUGAAUCGAUUAAUCGAUUUGUCACACCGCAAGAUGUACGAGAACAAGGAGCUGAAGGCUGGAUUGAUGGAUAAUCUUACGCUGCACUUCCAAUGGGUCGAAAAACACUGUCUCAGCUUUCUAGAAUACGGCCCGGCGGAGAAUGGAAGCGAUGUGCGUAAAGUGCUUCGCCAAUCCAUUACUGAGCUGACCCAUCCUUUGUUAAAGGUUCGGAAGGCAUAUGGAAAGCGAUUCCUCGAGUACCUACCGCUGUACAGUGCUGAACAGGUUGAUAAGUUUAUCAAGCUGACGGGGUUGGCUGAUGAGCUAAGAUUGAUUCCCAACCUGAACAAACGCCAUACGUACGAGGAGUUCCAGCGCCGUGUGACUUUGCUGAAUGAUGUAAAGACGGUUGACCUGAAACGAUCGCUGCUGGCCAAGAUGUUUAACCGUCGUAAUUGUGCUUGGGUUGAUGAAGAGGAGGAAGACCAUUCGAAUACUUGCGACAUGCCCCUGAUCGACGGCCGGAAUGCGGAAGCACUCAAGAGAUACUACAAAUUGAUCGCAUCCCAUAACGGCACUAGGGGCGAAGAAACUAAGGAGCAAGAUUUGCAGCAUGUCAUCGAUGCGAUUGGUUCCUUUGAGCAGAAUACAAAAUCGCUCCCAGAGCAAGAAUGUCUUCCUACUGCGGCCAGGUAUGAGCUGGAACGCUUGCCACUGCUGGAAUACUUUGUGUACAAGGUGCUGUUGGCGUCCCGUGCCCGAAAACAACAGGAUAAGAUACGGAUGGACUUUGUGCUGAACAUACGCUCCCUAGGAAUCGAUGCACUGAGUGCGAUCAAAGCACAAACGGACGAAGAACAUCGUUUGGCAAUGCAUGCGCUUAGUUCGAUGUUGGAAUUGAUCGAUGAAGUUCCGUUCGAGCAACUGCUCACAAGUGUACCGCCCCAGCUGUACCGCAGUCUCAGCACGUACUGGCAUGAGGUGUGCAGUACGCUGGAACGGCUCGAGUUAAGUUCGCUGAGCAUCCAACGCAGCGUUUGCCACAACGUUGACAGUGAGGAGGUGUACGCAAUGCAUCACAACAACCAUGAGAUGGAUGCGGCAGACACGGCCACAAGCAGCUUCCGUGGUGCACUGCUCACGAUGAACUGUCUGGCAAUUCUCGUAGGCAAAGGAUCGUGUGGAUUCCGAGUAACGGGACUGGGAGAGCUACCCGACUGGCGCACUACACUGAGCACGAUAGCUACGAUUUUGUGGAGCAACACGCGCGUGCUUUCGAAGGAUUAUCGAGCGGAAAGCAGCAACCUACAGCUAGCUACCACUGUCGCUGGAAAACUGUUAAAGGAACUCGAUUACAUUGUGCAACAAAGUGAGGCAGUGAAAGAUGAUUCACAUGCAUUUGUGAAGGACUUCCUUGCGAUUGCGCAACUUUUACGCCAAUAUCGAGACCAAGUCAACGAACAGAAGGACGAAGGAGCGGAUCGUGAUCGUGACUGGCAGAUGGGUUCGUUAAUACGUACGCUUACCGGAGCGUUGGAGAUGAAUUUGUACGUAUUCAUGCCGUUGUUGGAUCCAGUGGAAAAGAAUCGUGUGAAGAAACGCUAUUUACAAGAAGACAUCGAACUGUUGGAAACGCUUGUUCGCACGUACGAUUGUAUGGCAGUGACGAUGAACUAUCGGCAGCUUGGUGAACACUACCGUCGGCUGUUCCUCGCCGAGAUGGAACGAUUAAAGGGCAAGGAGCAGCAUUUAACUCGCAAGGUAGCGCUACGCCCAGAAAAUGAAGUGCUGUAUGCCGAGCUGGUAAGGGAUGUGAACAAUUUCCUUCUAUCCUGCUGCCAUCCUGCUACGAUUGGGGCGCUCGUGAAGUCAACGGUCCAGUGUCUGGACUAUGUCGUAGAUAUGCACAAUGUGUUGAAUAAUCGAAAUCAUACACAAGCAUUUUUGUUGAAGGUAUCCGAGCUAGUCUCACAAAUCGAUCUGUGGAAUGACAUUGCACUUCAGUUCGAGCAUCACACCUUGAAGCGUUACUCUGCCUAUUACCGUGACUUUAUAGCUCCGCUGUGCAAUGCAAUCGCUACGUUUAGAUACGGGUUGAAUGGGCUGCGGCACUGUCUGUGUGCUAAGCGAGUGACAAUAGAGCAGAAACCGAACGGUGCGUUCUACGAUCUGAACGACGGCCGUGCGCUGAGAAAGAUGUUGGUCAAGUUCAUACAGUUCCCUUGCGCGAAGCCGCUCGAGCUGUUCGACGAUCGCCAUAAGGUGAACAUCUAUUCAGUGAUGGAGAAGCUAUCACAGCCGGAGCAGUCAUACUUCCGGCUCUUGAAAGCCCGUCUGCAGGAGGUGCUGAACAGGAUCACCGUCGAGCGGAUCGUCGGUGAGCGAUCGUUUGCCGAGCUCGAUCGUAUCGUGAACGUCUGCAAUCAGGUGUGGCAGAAGCAGGAGCAUCUGCGCCGGAAGCGACAGGAAGAGGAGGACAGCUUGUACCUUACCAAGUCGCACUGUGACGAGGAAAACGAGGACGUCGUAGCGCAACGGGAGAUCAGUGAAAUGUUCCCCAACUACGUCGACGAAGACUUUGCCGAGUUCAUACAGAACGAUACGCUGGAACAAAUCAUUAAAGCGCCGGCACGCAAGGAGAAACCGGCUGACACGAUAGGCGACGAGGAUUAUGCUUUGAUAUGCGAGAGCUUCAUUUUGCUGAUGGCAAAGCAUACCCGAUCGUACUAUUACCAUCCGGGCGUAACGUCGACAAAUGAGGGUGAAAACGUGUCGAUGGAUUUCGUGAAACCGUUCGAAACGAAGCUGGAAAUUUUCAACCAAAUCGCACACAAGUAUGAACCCACCAUCGGCAGUGAGUUCGAUGAGAUUGCAUACGGUGCGUUGAGUUUGGCGGUCGGGUUGCUGCAGGAGCGUUAUGACGAUCAGAUGGAAGUGAGCCAGAUAGAGCACAAAACUAAGGGCGGAACCUAUCAUGCGACCAAAUAUAAUUUCUACACCGACGCCAACAUCCCGGAGGUGCUGCAGUGCGUGAAGGUGUUGCAAACCGUCGAAGCACGUGUGCAGGAGUUGCUGCAGGAAUGGCCGGACCAUGCCGUGCUGAACGACAUUCUGUUGAUCAUGAAGCGCAUUCUGAGCCUUCCGUCGACUGCUCCGAUUGUUCGGUUCAGCACUGGGCUGCAAUUGCUGCGCCAAAAAAUGGACGAAUGGAAUGGGGUCGCUCAUCGAGCAAAUAACAUGCGCGAUCUGGAGCGGGAGGUGGUGGAGUACAUUCACCGCUGGAUGCGUAUGGAGCUGCAAUACUGGCGCGAAUGUCUAUCGCGAACGUUGGAUCGUGUCCGUUCCAAGGCGUACCGUUACUGGUUUUUCAUGUACAACCUUCUGCACGAGUAUCUGCAGGUGGGAGCAAAGCGAAAGGGUAAGCUGAGCCAUCUGCUCGACUACAACAAGGUAGAAAAGUGCUACGGCGAACAGGAACUGCUGGACGCAGAGGAAAUGAACGAGGAGAUGGAGGAGGAGGAGGAAUCCGGAGUAACGAUCGAGGAUGUUAUAAAGGUCCUAAAGCAGUUCAUGGAAUCGUCCAACUAUGCGGAGUACGGUUUGCGGCUUCGUGUGAUGAAGUCGUUCGAGCAGUACCUGCACUAUCUCAGUGAAGAGCAGUUCGGGUGUGACAAAGCCAAGCGGGACACUCUGAUAGCAGCACUGUACAACAUUCACAUGUACUUUGGCCAAUUUGCGGAAGAAAUCGAAGAGCACAUACGCACCAAGCGGGUUCCGAUUGAGAAGAAGCUGAAGGACUUUGUUAAGAUCGAAUCGUUCAACAAGGAUCUAUCGUACUUCAGCAUGCGCAACAACAUUGCCCGGGUGCACCGACAGUUGCACAAGUUCCUGAAGGAGUUCGAGACGGAAAUCUCAACCCGAGUAGCGCCCAUAUUUUGUCCCAAAGAUCCGGCACAGGAAAUCAACGAUGCCGAUGAGCAGAAGGUGAAGGUGUUGCGGUCUGAGGCGAAGGUGACGUACUACAUGGUCGAUGUGAAGAGUUUCAUGGCUCCGCGGAAGUUGAUGGAGCGGUUUUCGGUUAACAAAGCGGACGAAGCGAACGGAGCGCUGAACACUAGCGGUGGCAGUCAGCAAGGUUCGGUUCAGCUGUUCCAGAAGAUUGAUCGAUUCUUCACGACGGCCCGCAACGUUUGUCGCGAAGCGAUCCUGCACGCACCGUUCCCGGGAUUGGUGUACGGUCUGGACACGUUUAUGCACGAGCAGAUUGAAACAAUCGAGUAUUUGCGUGGCCUGGAGGUAGAUCGUACCCAGCCACGGCCGAAGCAGAAGUCCCAGGCCAAACAGAUCCUGAACCAGAAACGGAAAGCACUGUCGGACUUUUACAAAACGCUCACCGUGCUUGGACUGAGCUACAGGACGGGAUUGGUUGAGUCAGCAAUCGGUGGGUCUGAUCCGGUUGAUCCAACAAUUAAACCAUUCAGUUUGGAGUUGCUGACGCAUGGUUCGAGGUACCGCAAGGUAGACCAACACAUCGUGUUCCUGAACGAUAAGCUUAAUCUGUACUACGCCAAGUGUGUGUUUAAGAUUAAGCUGCUGUCGAAGGUGAUGCUGCAACCCGAUCCCGAUAUAGCCGGACCUAUCAAUGUGGAUCGCAUCAAGGGUUUCUCGAUCGACAUGUUCCUGGCGGUACAGAAUCAGCGGAAAGCUUUGUCAGAAAUGGUUGGCAAUGUGUUCGAGUUGCGAGAGCUUAUAGCCAACCUGUAUCAGUUGAACACCUGUCUCGAGGAAGAAUCGUCGAACGAUGACUGUGGACUACGUUUCGGAGAAUAUCGCCUGCGGUUGAAUGUUGUGGGACGUUGCGCCUUGGACGCACGUUUAGUUCUGGAACAAUUCAAACUGCUACUUGCUGCUGCGCCAAAGCAAGCGGACGAUGAGCUGCAGUUACUGGAAGGCAACGGUCCAACUGGCCUGUCGGAUGGAUGUUACUAUCGUGAUUCGGCGGAGUUCGGAAGGAUUGCGAAGCUGACGCAAGAUGCGCUCAAACAGACAGUGGAGUUGAAUGUAGAGUUGGAAAAAACUGUCGGUGAUGCUUACUGUAUGCGUGAUCGUAUUGUGCAGCUGGAACAGAAGCUAGCCGUUGUACGAGAGAAGCUGGUUUCACUGAAGGAUGCGUUUAAGUUCGCGGGAAGUGUUGAAAUGGAAGAAAACUGCUCAGUGUACGGUAAUUCUGUUGUUGAACUGUUGCAGCGCUUUGAACAGUACGAGAAAGAUGUCAUGGCGUCACGAUCUGCUGAAGAUAGCAACAUGCUCGAUGGUUCGUACGAUGAAGAUAGCGUGAAUAAUGAAAUCGAAAACAUUAUCCACUCCCUGCUGAUAGCGAUGCAAACGAUCUACAAGAAAUAUUCUGAGAUUGUUCCUGAAACCGCGGAUAAGAAUGAGGAAGCAACAAAUGGACAGGCAGACGAUGGAAAUAAUGCUGAAGGUGGCGACGAUGAAGAGGAGGAUGAAUCGGGCUACAAUUUGCAGGAACAACAUCUGAAGCAAAAGAUCAAUGCUGAUCUGUUGAGUGAUCUUAAGACGCUCAAUAUAUCGAAGGUGGUAGGCAAGCUGCACGGAUUGUUGGCGCAGCUAGAGGAAACGGCUGGGGAACUAACAUCCACCGAGAGCGCACGAUUGCGCACGCUGAUCCUAAAGCUCACUCGUUUGAUACCGAUUCUGGAGCAGUACAACCUGCUAGUCGAGUAUUAUCUGAUACAGCAGCUGGGUGCGCACAAGAUAUGCACCAAAAUGCUCUCCGUCAUGCUUACCGUCUUCAUUGAGCUGGCAACGAAGGGUUUCUGUGUGCCGAAGGAUCUGCUGGGCGAGGAAGCUCAGGAACAGGAGGGCGAUCAGAACAAUGAUGGUGAUAAGGGUGAAAAGUUUGGCUUCGAAGAUGGAGAAGGUGAAAAGGAUGCGUCGCACAAGAUUGAGAGCGAAGAUCAGCUCGAUGACGCUCGAAAGCCGGGCACGGAAAAGGAGAAGGAAGAGGAAGAUAAGGAUAACAAGGAGGAGAAGGGAAUCGAUAUGAGUGAAGAUUUCGAUUCAAAGCUGCAGGAUAUGGAACGGCCGGAGGGUUCGGAUUCAGAGGAAGAAAAGGACGAAGACGAGGACAUCGACAAGCAGAUGGGUGAAACUGAAGAAGGGGCAGAGAAGCUGGACGAUCAGAUUUGGGGAGAUGAUGAGGAAAAACCGGAAGAGGAGGAAAAUGAUAACAGCAUGGAGGAGGAGGACGGAACCGGGACGAACGAAAAGGACGAACGGCAUAAUGAUCUUGGCGCGGAAAAGGAUAAGCAGCAGAAGGGCGACGAAAAUCAGCAGGACGAUGGAAUGGAUGCAAUUGAUGAAGCUCCCACGACGGAUGAUAAAAAACAGAAGCGCCCUAAAGACAUCAACGACAUGGACGACCAGGACGGUCAGGAUGAGGAAGAGCAUGAGAAUCCUUAUCACAACGAGCUGGAGGAACCACCGGAGCCGGAGGAGCUUGAUUUGGACGAUGACUUUAAUUUGGAUGGAAAUGAAAAGCAGAAAGACGGCGAUGAUCAGGAGCAGGAGAAUCCGUUCGAUAUUGACGCAAUGAAAGAGAACGCAGAAGGCGAGCAGGAGGGAAAUGAGGAAGAGGAAGGCAUGGAUGAGGAGGAAAACAAACAGGACAAUCCUGCUAACGACAAUGGUGUCGAAUCUUCGGACGAGGAAGAAGAUCCUACCGAUCCGGAUGCUGCCAAUAAGCUUGCGGAAGAUGAUCCUCCUGUGCCGGAGGAAGAUCCUAACAAGGAGAACGCCGAUCAGCAAGUCCCAGGGGAGGAAGAAAAGAAGGACGAGCAAGCUGAUGGGCAGGAAGAGGAAGAGAAGAAAGAUGAGGAGCAGUCGAAGCGUGCAGAAGAAGACGAAAAGCACCAUGAAUCGCACGAUAAGCGUACGGAGGAGGAUCGCGUGGAGGCGAUGCCGGAUGCUGAGAACAAGGGAUCGAGCGAUCAGGUGGCCAACGAUAAGCCGGAAGCGAAACAGGAGCACGAGCUAGACGAACAGGAUACGGGCGAAGACAAGGAAGGUACGGGGCAGGCCGAGAACGAGCAAUCGGAUAAGGGCCAUCGAGGUAUUGCGGAAUCGAAGCAAACACGAACCCGCAAGGAACAGCAGCAAGAGCAGCAGCAGAAGGAGCAACGCCGCAAACAGGGUCACACCGAUGAGGAUCGUUCGCUGGGUGAUCCUGAUCAGGCGGAAAAGAAGCGCUUGAAAACGGUCGAACAGAUGAACCGGGAAGAGCGUCCGGAGGAGGACGCAGAGAAGGAGGAAGAUGCAAACGAGGAGGAGAAUAUCGAUGAUGAGUUCCAGCACGUAAAGGAUGCCAAGAGCGAUGACAAAACCACGAUGGAUAACGCAACGGAAGAACAGUCUAAGCAGGUUCAGCAUCAGGAGAAAGAGAAGGAGGAGGAGGAGGAAAAGAAGGACGAGGAAGAGGAGUGUGCCGAUCAGCUGAUGGAGGAAGAGGACGAUGAACCGCAGGAAGAGGACCUCGAGGAAAGGGAACUGCUGGAAAGUGAGAAGAAUGAAAACAAAAAGGACAAACCGGCCAAACAGGAUCAGCAAGCGCUGAAGGAAAAGAUGGAAACCGAAACAAAGGUGGAGGUGGAGGGUGAAAUAGUUCCCACGGCAACGGUGGCACGAGGUGACGAUACAGUGGCGCAUACGAUAUUCGAAAUUCUUCACGAUAUAACGCUGCCGGACGAUCCUACCACAAGCGAGCUGCUGGAAAUGCGCAAGAUGGUGGAAACGGAAAUGCAAACGUCCGUACUGCAGGACGGUUCGGUUGACCACGAAGCGUUCGAACAGUGGCAGCAAAUAUCGCACAAAAUGUUGCCCAGCGCGCGUGAUCUUUGUGAACAGCUGCGACUGAUUCUGGAACCGACCAAGUGCACCCGGCUGAAGGGAGACUACCGAACGGGACGGAGGAUCAAUAUGAAGAAAAUCAUCCCCUACAUUGCGUCGCAGUUCCGCAAGGAUAAGAUCUGGCUGCGCAGGACGAAACCGGCCCAGCGAGACUACAAGAUUACGAUCGCGAUCGAUGACUCGAAGUCGAUGGAUCACAACAAUUCCAAGGACCUCACACUGCAAGCGAUAUCGUUGGUGUCGCAAGCGUUGUCACUGCUUGAGAGUGGUCGGCUGAACGUGAUGUCAUUCGGCGAGAAGCCACGCAUAUUGCUAAAGCACUCGGAUCAGUUCGAUGGACCGAAGCUGAUUAGUGCGCUGAACUUUGCACAGAAUCAGAGUCGCAUUGCAGAGCUGCUAAAGUUUGUGCGAACGUUUAGCACGGAGGACGCAUCGGCGUCGGAGAAUGGAGUGUUUGAGCAUUUGCUGCUGGUGCUGAGCGAUGGUCGGAACAUAUACAGCGAGGGAGAGAAGGAGGUGAAGAAUGCUGUGAAGCUGGCCAGACUGCAGAGGAUCUUUAUCGUGUACAUCAUCAUCGAUAAUCCCGAUAAUAAGCAUUCAAUCAUGGAUGUUCGAGUGCCGUUGUUCACAGAGGACAGUUCGCAGAUCGUCAUGCAAUCGUACCUGGACGUGUUCCCCUUCCCGUACUACGUAAUCGUGAGGGAUUUGGGUCAGCUGCCGAUGGUACUGAGCGAUGCCAUGAGACAAUGGUUUGAGUUAGUCAAUAGUGAACAAUAAUGUAGAGAAGAAACUAUAAGUUGAUUCGAUGGUGUAGGAUAAUGUUAAAACUAGUUACACAUGCUAUGUGUAAGGUUGGCAGGGAUUAAAAUAAUUCGUUAAUAAAAAAAAUCUCUGAAUGAUA